Lytechinus pictus (painted urchin) is the source of this 609-nucleotide messenger RNA. RefSeq lists its product as uncharacterized. The record is from RefSeq and is a predicted model, not a curated record. The coding region runs from base 1 to 609 and encodes 202 amino acids. The transcript has a single exon. NCBI's taxonomy places the organism in Eukaryota, Metazoa, Echinodermata, Echinoidea, Temnopleuroida, Toxopneustidae.
AUGGCAGCAGCACUUGCGGUGACAAUGGACAAAAAUAUCAGAAAGGAACUGGGUUUUUCCACAAGUAAGUCAAUCUUUUGGACAGAUAGCGCAAUCGUUCUCCAUUACAUCGGCAGUAAGAACAAACGUUUCCGUAUGUUUGUGGCUAACAGGAUCUUAGCCAUACAUGAUACCUCUCAACCAAGGCAAUGGAGAUAUGUCAACACGGAAAAAAAUCCAGCAGACGAUGCCUCAAGAGGUGUAUCGCCGGACAAGCUCACUGGUAGAUGGGUCCAAGGUCCAGACUUCCUGUGGGGUGACGAUACGAAUUUGCCUGUCCGUCCUGCUGAUCUCCAGGGUGUACUACCAGAUCUAGAAAUAAAACCUUCUACGAUAGAUGCCAGCUCAUUCGUCACUCAAUCAGAGGAGAAGCCUUUGGAGACGUUCAUCAACAGCUAUUCCUCAUGGUUUAAGUUGAGAAGAGGAGUGCGCUGGCUCGUGAAGUUCAUGCAGUGGUUGAAACUCAAAGGAGAACCCCAGAUGGGCCAAGAUCUGAAUUACUUCAAGAGAAUAAGCUAUGAUAUGCAAGAUACCGAGAAGAUAAUUCUGCAUUUUGUACAGAGAUGCUAA